Messenger RNA from Bombus pyrosoma, 3099 nucleotides. RefSeq names its product sialin-like. Gene Ontology annotation, cellular component: plasma membrane. The coding region runs from base 703 to 2226 and encodes 507 amino acids. Gene Ontology annotation, biological process: transmembrane transport; monoatomic anion transport. The record is from RefSeq and is a predicted model, not a curated record. Lineage: Eukaryota; Metazoa; Arthropoda; Insecta; Hymenoptera; Apidae. Gene Ontology annotation, molecular function: transmembrane transporter activity. The transcript is spliced from 11 exons.
AAGAAUUAGUGACGACGACGGGAGUGACUGACUGUCUUUCAGUCACGUAGUCACGUUUGCUAUGGCGUAUGUGUAACAGUUCCUUCGAUCGGCGUGUAAUGUUGUGUUUUAUUGUGAUUUAACAAUAUUAAUAAAAUAAAUAUUACAAUUCUUUAUACAAGGUUUAUUAUGUGUGUAUGAGAAUUGAUUAAACGGAAAACAAUUUUUUAUUUUAACAUGAAAAAUCGUAUUGAUAAAGAGUAACAUAGCUUUGUGAAUAUUGAUCGACAAAUUGGCGGGAUAUUAUUGUGCGUUUUACGAUCUUAGAAAAGAUACGACUGAAAUAGGUUAGUCUCAUUGUGCCAUCAUGCAAUAAAUGAAACGCGUGAUGUAUGCAAGCUGAUGAUACUCGUGAUUUACACUAGUUCAUCUCUGUGAAAACGUAUGAUUUCGAAGUCCAGAAGAAGAGUAAAAAGAAUCGCUGUUACUAAUAUCUGACAUUUGCGUGAACAUGAUGUAAUGCAAGUAAACCAACAGUUUACAAAGUUAUCCUCCAGAGUAACUUGACACUAGAAAAUUUCUUGCCUGUUAUUACAAAAUUAUUGAUAGCGAUUAAAAGCAUCAUUAAUAACCGUCAAUUUCAAAUACAGAUACGGUUUAUAAUUUAAAUAACUCAAAAAUCGUGCUAUCGUUCAUAUAUCAGUGACCAAUUCUGCAAACAAAAUGGGUCUAUUCCGGAAGGUUAAUGACAGAAUACCGAGGAGAGCGAUUUUAGGUGCGAUGAUGUUUUUAGCUUGUAUGUUUUCAUACAUGAUUCGUACAAAUUUGUCCAUUACUAUCGUUGCUAUGGUAAAUGCAACUAGUAAAAGUGGAGCGAGUGGUCCAGCAUGUUCUGCCCCCAUCGCCACUAAUAGCAGUAAUAGUACUUAUAAACCUACUGUACUUCCAGACUAUGGUGAACGAUUUGAGUGGAAUCAGCAUAUACAAGGUCUUUUACUUUCUGGCUAUUUUUACGGAGUUAUCCCAGCAAGUGUACCUGCUGGUCUUUUAGCUGAAAGAUAUGGAGGUUCGAAAGUAGUAGCAUUUGCAACGCUAAUACCUGCAGUACUAAACCUUUUGAUGCCUUGGGCUUCUGGUAUACAUUACGGUUUAGUGUUCGCACUUCGUUUUUUGAUGGGCUUCUUUGGAGCAGCUGUUUAUCCUGCUCUUCAUGCAAUGAUUGCAAGAUGGGUUCCUCCUAGCGAGAAGGGUAUAUUUGUAUGGACAAUGCAAGGCGGACCUUUUGGAACUGUAGUCACGUUUACACUAUGUGGCCAAAUAAUUAGUGCUUUUGGUUGGAAAGCUGCAUAUUAUGUUACGAGUGUUCUUAUACUGAUUUUUUAUGCUUUAUGGGUUCUUCUUAUAUAUGAUACCCCUGAUCUUCAUCCAAAUAUCACAGAAAGUGAAAAAGCUCACAUCAAAGAACAAAUAGGUACUUCUGUCUCUAAACAGAAAAUAAAAUUACCAGUGAGAGCUGUUGCUACAUCAGUACCGUUCAUAGUUCUGUUAUGGGCUCAUUUUGCAAACAUGUGGGGUAUAUACUUCAUUGCCACAAACGGACCAAAGUAUACAUUGGAAGUUCUUGGUUUUAAUAUGAAAUCGGGAGGGUCAAUUACGGGAUUACCUUAUAUAGCAAGACUUGGCGCUGGUGUAUUGUUUGCUGCAGCUGGUGAUUAUGUUCGAAAGAAAAAUAUUCUUACUUUAAAAUGGAUUAGAAAAAUAUUUAUGAUUUUCUCACAUAUGGGUCCUGCGUUUGCUUUGAUUAUAAUGACGUACGUUGGUUGUGAUGCAAUAACUGCAAUCGUUAUGUUAAUAAUAGCACUAACUUUUAAUGGAGCUGCAUGUCAGACCAGUUUACAAAAUCAUCAAGAUCUUGCACCGAAUUUUGCUGGUUCUUUGUAUGGUAUUAUGAACACUUUUGGCAGUUUUGCUGGAUUUAUUAUUCCACCAGUUAUUGGCGUUUUAACAAAUGAAAGGAAUGGAGUAGAAGAAUGGCGUGUUAUGUUCUGGAUUUCAUCAGCAGUUUUUACAUCUGCAACAAUACUCUUUUGGUUAUUUGGUUCAGCAGAAAUUCAACCAUGGAAUGAUUUAAGUCAGCAGAAAGUACCGACGAUUUCUGAUGAAGAAACACGAAUGACUGAAAUACCGACUAAAGAAUCACGUAUGGAAGAAGAAGAAGAAGACAAUGAAUAUAAAGCAUCAUUAUAAUUAAAAAACUGCAUCUUUAAAGAAGAUAAUACUAUAAUCAUUUUUAUUAAUUUAUUUAAUACAACAUAAAUUGCAUUAAUAUAUCUGAUCAUUUCAUAAGUAGUACGAAUAUUACGUUUUCUGAAAAGGAUAGGUCAGCAAUUAUUAGUAAUCAAUACGCUGUCAUUUGCUUGUCAAUUUGCCGAUCUCUCUAUUAAUAAUUUUUUAUUGUAUUAUUACCAACUUUUUGUAAAAUACUCGAUUAUUCCUUCAAUGCUUUAAUAAUACAUUGAAAGUAUGCAUACUUGAUUGGUCAAGUGCUGUAUCAAGUAUUAUAAAUGCUUAUAAUAUAAAUCUUAACAAUAAGCGUAUUAAAACUAUACAAUUUAAUGUUAUUCAUAUGCAUACAUAUGUAUGUGAAAAAUUUAUAUAGCAUUAUCUACUUAUAUAUGAUAUCGUCAAUUUGUAUUACAAAUCUUUGUAACAUAUUAGCGAUGCUAAUAUUUUCUGGAACAUUAUAAAUUUAUACGAAUACCUUUAAAGAAUUUCUACUGUAAUUAGUUAAAGAAAUUGAUUCUUCCGAAAUUGAGAUAAAUUAUUAGUUAAAAAUAUUAAGGACUAAGUACUUGCAGUCACUUAAUAAGUCACUUGUAGCAAGGAAAAUGGCUAAUUGUUCAAAUAUUCGUACGAUUCGGAGCUUCUAAGGAUAGGUGCCAUGCGUUCCUCACGAGUUGUUUUGCUAGAAGAUAUUCUCGCUUUUCUCAUAUCAUGGCUAAUUCCUUAGAAAAAAAGUGACUAGCUAGCGAUUAUUUGACUUCGUUGUUUUAACAUUGCGUCUUUACUUAUUGUAACGAAUUAAUGAUAUAUGAGAAGUACAAAGCUCUCUGUCCUGAG